AUGUGCUUUCCCUCCAGGGCUGCUUUGCCUCCUUUGUCUUUCCCUCUCACAGAUAUCCCCUUGCUCCCUGGCUCCCCACGCCGGCUGAGCCCCCGGGCAGUGGCCAGAGGGGGCCAGGGCCCCAAACAUGGACAGCAGUACCUCAAGGUGCCGGGUCCUCAAGCCCCCAGCCAGCAGGGCAGUGCUGACAGAGAAUCUGGCCCACCAUCCGGUGGAGGGAGCUCCCGCAGCGGCUCGGUCAUCAACAAUUACCUGGAUGCCAAUGAGCCAGUGUCCUCGGAGGCCCGUCUGAGCCGCAUGCACUUCCACGAUAACCAGAGGAAGGUCGACUAUGUGCUCGCCUACCAUUACCGGAAACGUGGGGUGCAUCCUGGCCUGGGCUCCCCUGGCCCGUCGCUGGCGAUUGUCUCCAAUGGGGAGACAGGCAAGGAACCUCAUGCCGGGGGCCAUGGUGACAUUGAGCUGGGGCCACUCGAUGCCCUGGAGGAGGAGAAGAAGGAGCAACGGGAGGAGUUUGAGCACAACCUGAUGGAGGCUGGGCUGGAGCUUGAGAAGGACUUGGAGAGUAAAAGCCAGGGAUCCAUCUUUGUCCGGAUACACGCCCCGUGGCAGGUGCUGGCCAGAGAGGCGGAGUUCUUGAAGAUCAAAGUCCCCACCAAGAAAAUGUACGAGAUCAAAUCAGAAGGCAGCAUUGCAAAGAAGUUCAAUGAACUUCUGCAGACACUGAGCUCGCCCCUGAAACCCAGAGUUCCGGAGCACAGUAACAACAAGAUGAAAAACCUCUCCUACCCGUUCUCCAGGGAGAAAAUGUACCUGUACAACAUCCAGGACAAGGACACCUUCUUUGAUAAUGCCACCCGUAGCCGCAUUGUGCACGAGAUCCUGAAGCGCACAGCUUGUUCUCGAGCCAACAACACCAUGGGCAUUAACUCUCUGAUAGCAAACAAUAUCUACGAGGCUGCCUACCCUCUUCAUGACGGUGAAUACGACAGCGCAGGGGAUGACACGAAUGACAGAAAGCUGCUGUAUCAAGAAUGGGCACGCUAUGGAGUGUUUUAUAAGUUUCAACCUAUCGACCUCAUCAGAAAGUAUUUUGGAGAAAAAAUUGGACUAUAUUUUGCCUGGCUGGGAUUAUAUACAUCAUUCCUCAUUCCGUCUUCUGUAAUUGGAGUGAUCGUGUUUCUUUACGGAUGUGCAACAAUCGAAGAAGAUAUUCCCAGCAAAGAGAUGUGUGACCAGCAGAAUGCCUUCACCAUGUGUCCCCUGUGUGACAAGUCCUGUGAUUACUGGAACCUCAGCUCAGCCUGUGGUACGGCAAAGGCAAGCCACCUGUUUGACAACCCUGCCACUGUCUUCUUCUCCAUCUUCAUGGCUCUAUGGGCUACCAUGUUUCUUGAAAACUGGAAGAGAUUACAGAUGCGGCUGGGCUACUUCUGGGACCUGACUGGUAUAGAAGAGGAAGAAGAACGUGCCCAGGAACACUCCCGGCCUGAAUAUGAAACCAAAGUUCGAGAGAAAAUGUUGAAGGCGAGUGGCAAGUCGGUUGUCCAGAAAUUGAGUACCAAUAUGCCAGAGAAUGAAGAAGAGGAUGAUGAAGAUAAGCUGACCUGGAAAGAUCGUUUCCCGGGUUACUUGGUGAACUUCGCCUCCAUCUUGUUCAUGAUUGCCCUGACGUUCUCCAUUGUCUUUGGGGUCAUUGUGUAUCGCAUCACGACUGCUGCGGCCCUGUCUCUCAACAAGUCCACACGCUCCAAUGUCCGGGUGACAGUGACAGCAACGGCGGUCAUCAUCAACCUCGUGGUCAUCCUCAUCCUGGACGAGAUCUAUGGCGCUGUGGCCACGUGGCUCACCAAAAUCGAGGUUCCCAAAACAGAACAGACUUUUGAAGAACGCCUGAUACUCAAAGCUUUCUUGCUAAAGUUUGUCAAUGCCUACUCACCCAUCUUCUAUGUGGCCUUUUUCAAGGGGAGGUUCGUGGGCAGACCUGGAAGCUAUGUUUAUGUGUUCGAUGGUUACCGCAUGGAAGAGUGUGCUCCGGGGGGCUGCCUCAUGGAGCUCUGCAUUCAGCUCAGCAUCAUCAUGUUGGGGAAGCAGCUGAUCCAGAACAACAUCUUUGAGAUUGGAGUCCCGAAGCUAAAGAAACUAUUUCGGAAGCUGAAAGAUGAGACAGAACCUGGAGAAACUGACUCUGCCCACUCAAAGCAUCCAGAGCAGUGGGACCUAGACUACAGCUUGGAGCCAUACACUGGACUGACUCCAGAGUACAUGGAGAUGAUCAUCCAGUUUGGCUUUGUCACCCUCUUUGUGGCCUCCUUUCCUCUGGCACCUGUGUUCGCCCUCCUCAACAAUGUCAUUGAAGUACGGCUUGAUGCAAAGAAGUUUGUGACCGAGCUGAGACGGCCAGAUGCCGUGAGAACCAAAGAUAUUGGGAUUUGGUUUGACAUUCUCUCUGGGAUCGGCAAGUUCUCUGUUAUCAGCAAUGCUUUUGUCAUUGCUGUCACCUCCGACUUUAUCCCCCGCCUUGUGUACCAGUACGCCUAUAGUCACAACGGGACCCUGCACGGCUUUGUCAACCACACCCUCUCCUUUUUCAACGUCAGCCAGCUGAAGGAAGGAACGCAGCCAGAAAACUCACAGUUUGACCAAGAGGUUCAAUUCUGCAGGUUUAAGGAUUACCGAGAGCCGCCUUGGGCCCCGAACCCGUAUGAGUUUUCCAAACAGUACUGGGCCAUUCUGUCUGCCCGUCUGGCUUUCGUCAUCAUCUUCCAGAACCUCGUGAUGUUCCUGAGUGUCCUCGUGGACUGGAUGAUUCCCGACAUCCCCACGGACAUCAGCGACCAGAUCAAGAAAGAGAAGGGCUUGUUGGUGGACUUCUUCCUGAAGGAGGAGCAUGAGAAACUCAAGCUGACGGACGAGCCAGCCCAGAGGAGCCUGGGAGGGGGGCGGCGCAGCACGAGCCGGGCGUCCAGCUCUGCACCCUCAGGCCGGAGCCAGCCGGGCAGCAUCGCAUCCUCUGGUUCUCAGCACACAAACGUGUGA
Messenger RNA from Callorhinus ursinus (northern fur seal), 3039 nucleotides. NCBI's taxonomy places the organism in Eukaryota, Metazoa, Chordata, Mammalia, Carnivora, Otariidae. The record is from RefSeq and is a predicted model, not a curated record.